This is a messenger RNA of Glossina fuscipes, 2111 nucleotides long. RefSeq names its product UDP-galactose transporter senju (gene senju). The transcript has 4 exons. Lineage: Eukaryota; Metazoa; Arthropoda; Insecta; Diptera; Glossinidae. Gene Ontology annotation, cellular component: Golgi membrane. Bases 630 to 1799 code for a protein of 389 amino acids. The record is from RefSeq and is a predicted model, not a curated record. Gene Ontology annotation, molecular function: UDP-galactose transmembrane transporter activity. Gene Ontology annotation, biological process: pyrimidine nucleotide-sugar transmembrane transport.
GGCACUGUUUUCUCUUAUCAGCUGAUUGGUUGCUCUUAACAAUAUUCUCGCAACAGACUAAUACUGAAUACAAAGGUUCAAUAAAUAUUUUUAUUCAACGCCUAUAAACGACCGACUUUAAAGAUAAAUAGAAGUCAUUCAAGCCACAAUUAUGGAAAAAGUUUUUGUAAAAUAAUGCUACGAGUUUAUCAAAAAGCUGCUUAUUUGCAUAAGAGGAUACAAUAAUGAAAAAAAAUAUAAAUCAAUAAGUUACUUAAGAAAACACCACACUAAGAGAAGUCUCGAAUACUAUAUAAAAUUCAAGCAAUUUAAUUUCCAGUAAAUUUUUUUAAAGCUUAUUUAUGUAUUUUGCAAAAUAUGCAAUGAUAACAAUGGCCAACAGAAAAGCACAAACAUUAGUUCCGGAGAAACUUGCUUCAUAUAUAUAUAACUACUAAGAAAAAAAAAUAAAAACACGAUAAAGAAAACAUUUGAAAAUAUUAAGUGAUACAAAAAGUAAAUGUUAUUAUCAAUAGCAACAAGAACCUGAAAUAUUGAAUGUGAUGUGAUUGAAAACGUACUUCGUGCCCUUUAGUAUUAAACGACAAAUUCAAUUCAUCGGAAAAUUUAUCACACGAAAGUAAUUCGCAAUGAGCAUAAUAUGGCGAGAAUUAUUUCCUACGAAAACUACACUUAUGAUAUUCAUACUCUACAUGUCUUUAUUUAUAGGACAAGGCAUCUUUGUUACUGCUUCUCAAGAACAAAAUAACUCUUAUAGCUACAAUACAGUCACAGUGGUUCUUCUAACGGAAAUUUUGAAGCUAUUCAUAUCUAUAACGUUGUAUUGUAAAGAGCAUCAUUUAACUUCAUUACUUGCCGAUAUGCGAAAAGAUUCCAAUGUUAUGUUGCUCUACUGUGUGCCAGCAUUCCUCUAUUGCUUAUACAACAAUUUGUCCUUUGUCAAUUUAGCGACGUUCGAUCCAACUACAUAUUAUUUAUUAUUACAACUAAGAGUUGUAAUCACCGGAUUGCUAUUUCAGAUUAUUUUUAAAAACUAUUUAAGUCGAAGGCAGUGGCUGUCAUUGGUACUUCUUACAAUCGGUUGUAUGUUAAAAGAGUUGAAUUUCAACUCGUUCCUCACUAAUGUUAACGAUGAUAGUGGAAUCUUGGCCGCCCAGCCGCAAUCGCUACUCUCUACAAACAAUAGCGUAAAUUCAAGGAUGGCGAACAAAAAUAUAAGCGGUUUUUCUCUUAAUUUUAGUGCUCUGUUAAUUUUGGGUCAAAUCAUAUUUUCUUGCCUGGCUGGCGUUUACAACGAAUAUUUACUUAAGGAUAAGGGCGUCGAAGUGAACAUAUUUGUACAGAAUGUUUUUAUGUACGUAGAUUCGAUAGCCUGCAAUGUUUUCAUAUUACUUUUACAAGGCCAGCUACUUGCCGCCUUUACAUUAAAUAAUUUAGAAGCUAUAUUUCGCUUUAAAGUGUUGAUAAUUGUAGUGAAUAAUGCCGCAAUUGGUUUGGUAACUAGUUUCUUUUUAAAAUACAUGAAUUCAAUACUUAAAUCAUUUGCGAGCGCCUUGGAAUUAUUAUUCACUGCAAUAUUGUGUUAUUUUCUAUUUAAUAUACCGAUUUAUAUAAAUACAGCUUUAGCCAUCGCCGUAGUAUCAUUUGCCAUCUAUUUGUAUUCACAAAGUCCAGUAGUAAACACGGGUAAACUAAGGUCCACGCAAAAACGAAGUGAGUUAAUAACGACACUUGCAUAUGAUAAUAGAAAAUUAUUAGAAUCCGAAGGUGACAGCGACUUGGAAAUGGACAUAGUUUAGUGUUUAAUAUUAUAACCAAACGAUAUUUUAUAAACUAAGAUGUAAGUUAUACCUAUGUUUUUAUUUAUAAUUCAUUUCUUUUUCAAAUAAUUUUUGCAUUAUGUACAUAAGCAUUAAAUCAUAACCAAAGUAUUUAUUUAUAAAGUAUAAAAAAGCAAAUAAUCACUUGCAUAUAUAUAUAUAUAUUGCAUAUGUAUAUAUGGCUGAACGAUGUCAAUUUUAUAAAAAUGUAAAUCAUUUUGCAUUAAACGUAAAUGUUCACAAAUAUGUCUGUUACUUUCAUCGAUUAGUACGGUUAACUAAACUAAACUA